Sphaerodactylus townsendi is the source of this 1779-nucleotide messenger RNA. RefSeq names its product thymocyte selection associated (gene THEMIS). Gene Ontology annotation, biological process: T cell receptor signaling pathway. The record is from RefSeq and is a predicted model, not a curated record. The coding region runs from base 1 to 1779 and encodes 592 amino acids. The transcript has 5 exons. Lineage: Eukaryota; Metazoa; Chordata; Lepidosauria; Squamata; Sphaerodactylidae.
AUGACUUCUAGUCUGAAGACAUUCAUUCAUUCCUUGGAUCCAAAAUCUCUUCCUAGGAUUCUGCAGAUCCAGUCUGGUUUUUAUGAUGAAGGCUCAGUUUCUGAGACGUUUGGCCAUGAAAGCUGCUUGUCUACUGGAGAUGUGAUUAAAGUUGUUGACUUAAAAGUAAAAAAACUCAGUGCGGGUAAAUGUGAAUGUGAAGAUGGCAGCCUAUGCUCUCCUGCUUCAGUUGACCUACCUCUAGAUUUUCCAGGUUUUUGCAGGUUAGUGGCGGAUAAAACUCCCUAUGUUAAUGUUGAAGAAAUUGUGAGAAAAGUUUCCAUUGGACCAACACAACUACAAGAUCCUUGCUUCUAUAGUUCUGUGGAUCUUGAAGUAGAAAAUCUCAGCAUCCACCAGGGUGAGAAGAUCAUAUUCAGUUCCGUGGAAGACAACAAUGGGACAUUGACUGUCAGCUGCAGAGUAGACAGGAAUAACCGAUGGCAUGCCUUUCUUCUACCUAUCUCACAAGAAGGUGACUUCUAUGAGUCAGAAGAUAACAAGAUUUAUUCCCUGAAAGAAGUUGCUGAAUGGAAAAUCUCAAAGAGCAGAUGCAGACAUGUGGUAUUUACUAAUAUUUGCUGUAUUCAAAAACAUACCAAUAAAUUCCCAGUGGAUUUUGAUGGCUGUGUUGUUCUAUCACCAAUAUAUGAAGUACAUGCAGUGAUGAAAUUUCAAAAAGAAAUUGUUUGCUUCCUUUCUGAUUUAGACGUUGAAGUCAAGGAUGUAACAGACUGUUACAAUAUUAACAGUUUUCUUCAGCCACUAUCAAUGAAAGAUAUAUUAAAAAGGACAGACAAUGAUUUCCCUAUUGUUGUUGCAGUAAUUGAAGGUCCCAGGGGAAACAAGCAACCAUUUAGUUUAUUGUGUCCCAGCAGAGAAAUAGUCAUUUACAAAAAGCAUCAGGCAAAAAGAAUCUUAGCUUCUGAGAUAAAGAGUCGUUUCCAAAAAAGACACUUUUUGAUUCCUACCAACUACAAAGGGAAGUUCAAAAGAAAACCCCGGGAAUUUCCAACUGCCUAUGACCUAGAAAUUGCAAGGAGUAAAAAGGAGGAACUCCAUGUUAUAGCAACCAAAGCUUUUGAGUUUCCUCAUGAAGAACAGUGUUCUGUCUCUAUUGGAGACCAGUUUUUAGUCCCACGGUGCCAGACAAGUGAAGUUGAUCAGAAAAGGAAAAAAGUGGCGAAUUCUUUGGCCUGUGAACAAAUCUUGUUGCCAAAUAAAACAUACAAGGAAGUGUUUCUUCCAAUGUGCAUGGAAGGUAGCUUUGUUGAAAUUGUCCAUGAUAGGAAACAAUAUGAACUUUGGGAGAUUUGCAAAGAUUUGUGCAUGCCAUUCAAUGUCAGAGUCUCCAUAAGGGAUCUUUCUAACCAAGAGGACAUUUUGGCUGGUAUACAGAAUCUGCAGCUUGAAGAAGAGAUCACAGAUACUUACUUGUUAAUUAGCAACUUUAAUAACCCCACAGAAAUCUGGGAAGUCCCUGUGCAUCGUGUCAAUAUGGUUGCCCAGUUGCUCAGUGAAGAUGCUGAAGAUAUUGUGCUUUUCCCAGGAAAUAGUAUCGUGGAAGAGAUUACAGAAGAACAAUAUUACAUGGUAAGAAAAUAUGAAAUGGAAACAAAAAAUCCACCACCCAGACCUCCUAAAGCUCCUAUAAUAGAAGAAUCAAAGACAUCUUUUUCUGCUAUACCAGCACAAAAUUCUUGGGAUACACCAAGACCUAUAAAGGUGCUAUUUGGUUGA